GUGCAGCCUGACGGAGCAGAUGAUUUCACUUUCUGUUUCGGAGAAACGUGAUUGAACUUUGCGUUGACAUUUCAAGACAGUUCUUCCCACUCUGAACAACAGCUGUCGAUGGAAAACACAGAACCAACCCGAACCUGUGAAACAUGCCACAAGGAGGUGGCAGAGGCCAACUUCCCUCUGCAUGAGACCCACUGCAAACGAUUUUUGAGUGUCUGUCCUGACUGUGAUGAAGCUGUCCCCAAAGACCAGCUGAGCCAGCACAGAGAGGAGCAGCACACCAAGGUGAAAUGCUCCAAAUGCAACAAGAAGAUUGAACGGUGUCACCUUGAGGAUCAUGAGGCGGAGGAGUGUCCGGAGCGUCUGCAGAUGUGUACGUUCUGUGAGCUGGAGGUGCCGUGGAAGCAGCUGGAGGAGCACAGUGUGGUCUGUGGGAGUCGCACGGAGCUCUGCAAGGACUGCGGUCGCUACGUCAAACUGAGUGACCAGUCAGAGCACAGUUCAACCUGCUCAGCUGCCGAUGAAGAGGACUCGACUCAAACUCUCAGCAGUGCAUUAAAUACAAUGGAGAACACAGUGAGCUGUAGAUACUGUGGGAGAUCAUUUCUGGAAAAAGAGAGAGACCGUCAUGAGCAGCUGAGGUGUUAUCAAGAGCUCUAUGAAGAGGUUGACACCAAAGAACAAAAGUGGGAGGAUGCAGAUGACUUAUUCAAACAGCAGAGUCAAGACCAGCUGAGAAGUGCUUAUAAAGCCACUUCCCAAUCACACGCAGGGAGACAGGGUCCAUGGGUCAUUGGAGACCAGGACCAGAUCAGCACCUGCCCACACUGUCACCUGGCCCUGCCGCUCCCAACACUGAAAUGGCAUGAGGCAAAAUGCAGAGUCAAUGUUGUCUUGAAAGCCAGAGAGGGCUAAGGACAGAGAAGUCCUAUGAAUGGAUCUCCUGAGAAUAAUGACAAACACAAAGGCCAUCCAUUGUCUCAACUGCCAUCUUAGAAUGUGUGUUUACAUUUGUUUUGUCAUUUUUAUUUUCAGCUGAAUCAUCUCUUAUGGGAUGUUGUUUAUUUUCAAGUCAUAUGAGUGACGAUGCUGUUGUGUCCAUGUUUUGAAUAGUAUGUCUGUACUGGGAUUUGUCAUUGCCACAACGUUCGAGUAAUACUUGUGUCAGUUUUGUGGCACGCUU
This is a messenger RNA of Poecilia latipinna (sailfin molly), 1180 nucleotides long. RefSeq names its product XIAP associated factor 1 (gene xaf1). Bases 109 to 912 code for a protein of 267 amino acids. NCBI's taxonomy places the organism in Eukaryota, Metazoa, Chordata, Actinopteri, Cyprinodontiformes, Poeciliidae. The transcript is spliced from 7 exons. Gene Ontology annotation, cellular component: mitochondrion. Gene Ontology annotation, biological process: apoptotic process. Gene Ontology annotation, molecular function: zinc ion binding. The record is from RefSeq and is a predicted model, not a curated record.